Momordica charantia (bitter melon) is the source of this 1609-nucleotide messenger RNA. Its product is annotated as protein PIN-LIKES 2. The record is from RefSeq and is a predicted model, not a curated record. Gene Ontology annotation, cellular component: membrane. Lineage: Eukaryota; Viridiplantae; Streptophyta; Magnoliopsida; Cucurbitales; Cucurbitaceae. Gene Ontology annotation, biological process: endoplasmic reticulum to cytosol auxin transport.
CAAUUUUUGGUCCUAAUCUUUGCUUUAAUCCUCAUUUAUUAUCAGUGGAGAUAAAAUCCAAUUCGUCAGCGUUUUUUGCUUCAACUCUUACCUUCGACCCGAUUGAAGCUUCCGGAUCUUCUUCUCCAAAACGAACGAUUGAUUGUUCUAGUAGUUAUACAAAAUCGAGAUGGGUGAUUACUUCAGUGUCAUAGAUCGGAGUGGAGUGAGGUCUAGUAGUGAAGAUCUGCUUAGUGCAAUUACGCCAUUGAUGAAGCUUCUCUCGCUCACAGCAAUAGGGCUACUUCUUUCUCACCCAAAAGUCCAAAUGAUUCCAAGAGCAACCCUAAGGCUCCUGAGCAAACUCGUUUUUGCCCUGUUCUUGCCCUGCCUCAUCUUCACCCAUCUGGGUGAGAGCAUCACGCUUCAAAACAUUGCUAAAUGGUGGUUUAUCCCUGUGAAUGUUUUGAUUAGUACAGGUAUUGGGUGCCUUCUAGGGUUCUUAGUGGUGAUUCUAUGCCGCCCCCCUCCUCGGUUGAUGCGGUUCACCGUUAUCUCGACUGCGUUCGGCAACACCGGAAACCUCCCUCUUGCCAUUGUUGGUUCUGUCUGUCAUACUGCUGAUAACCCCUUUGGCCAGCAUUGUCACUCUAGAGGGGUUUCUUAUGUUUCCUUUUGCCAGUGGGUUUCUGUUAUUCUUGCUUAUACUCUUGUUUAUCAUAUGAUGGAGCCUCCAUUGGAGUUUUAUGAGAUUGUUGAGGAGGGCACUGAGAUUGAAGAAUUGGAACAAAUUAGUGACAAUGAUGCUAGUAAGCCUCUCCUGAUCGAAGCUGAAUGGCCCGGGAUUGAAGAGAAAGAAACUGAGCAUUGUAAAGCACCCUUCAUUGCUAGGAUCUUCAAGAGCAUUUCAAAUGUUUCCCAGUCAACUUUUCCUGACCUUGAUCACUCCAGAGAAAGUAGUACUCCUACGUACCCGGAGUCAAUCAGGUGUUUGGCCGAACCAAGGGUUGUGAGGAAGAUCAGAAUUGUAGCUGUACAAACUCCCCUAAAGCACAUUCUGCAGCCACCAACCAUUGCUUCUUUGUUAGCCAUCAUUGUUGGGUUGGUGCCCCAAAUCAGAGCAUCUUUCUUCGGCCCCGAUGCUCCGCUAUCGUUCAUCUCCGAUAGUUUAGAAAUCCUAGCUGCUGCAGUGGUUCCUUUUGUGAUGCUUAUGUUGGGUGGCAUGCUUGCCGAGGGGCCUCACGAGUUGUCCACACUUGGCCUACGUACUACAAUCGGCAUAAGCGUUGCAAGACUCUUUGUCCUCCCUAUACUGGGAAUCGGGAUCGUCGUAUCCGCAGACAAGCUGAAUUUUCUUGUUGAUGGUGAUCCAAUGUACAAAUUUGUGCUGUUGUUGCAGUAUACAACACCAACUGCCAUUUUGUUGGGAGCAAUUGCAAGUUUGAGGGGAUAUGCAGUGAGGGAGGCCUCAGCUCUUCUUUUUUGGGAACAUAUAUUUGCCCUCCUCUCCCUUUCUCUCUAUCUUUUUGUUUACUUUAAGAUUGUGAUAUAAUUAUGAUUUUGCUACCAAUUGUACAAUUUGUAUCAAAGGCUGUUUCCUAAUCUUACUUGGCAUUUAUUUUGAGGCAAA